Messenger RNA from Medicago truncatula (barrel medic), 727 nucleotides. Its product is annotated as 17.8 kDa class I heat shock protein. Bases 125 to 649 code for a protein of 174 amino acids. The transcript has a single exon. The record is from RefSeq and is a predicted model, not a curated record. NCBI's taxonomy places the organism in Eukaryota, Viridiplantae, Streptophyta, Magnoliopsida, Fabales, Fabaceae.
UCAAGAUGCUGCAAUUACACCUUAUAUAUACACAUAUUAUUCAUGAGAAAUAGCAACCAAUACGAGGACAAACAGCUACCUUAAUAAUCAAAUAAAAAAACAGAGGAAAACAGAGCAGAAAAACAUGUCUCUGUUUCAAACCUUGUUGUUUAACCAAAACAACCCAUUUGAUCAUUUCCAACCUUUUCUAAAACUAAAUUCAGAUUCAUUGGGAUAUGAAUCAAACACCCAAAUGGAUUGGAAGGAGACCUGUGAUUCCCAUAUCUUCCAAUUCGAUCUUCCCGGGUUCACCAAAGAGGAUUUGAAGCUUGAAUUGCAUGAAAACAGAGUACUCUGCAUCAAAGCAGAGAAGAAACCAGAAGAAGAAGAAGAAAAUGAAGAGAAGAGUCUCAAGUGGCAUUGCAAGGAGAGAAAGAACAAUGGUGUGUUCAUGAAGGAAUUUAGGUUACCGGAGAAUGCAAAAGUUGAUGAUGUCAAGGCUUCAAUGCAUGAUGGAGUGUUGACUAUAAAAUUGGUUAAGGAUGAGACAAAGAAGAAGAAGAACAAGCAUCAACACAAGAAGAAGGUUCAUAUUUAUGAAGAGGGGGGUGAUGAUGGUGAAGGGGUUUCUCACAAAGGAAUUGGACGUUUUGUUUGUUGCAAAGCUUAGAACUUUUCAUCCAAAUGUGUUGAGUUUGGUGAAGGGUUUGUAAAUUAAUUGUCGUGUAAUUUCUGCGAAAAAAAUUUG